Molecule: messenger RNA, 1596 nt
Organism: Drosophila willistoni
Lineage: Eukaryota; Metazoa; Arthropoda; Insecta; Diptera; Drosophilidae
Exons: 5
Coding region: 1-1596 (531 amino acids)
Source: RefSeq, a predicted model, not a curated record
AUGAACUCCACAAUGCUGAAGAUGGUGCUGGGAAAUGCGCCAGGAGAUUUUAGCAACUAUCAUGUGGGACUAUCGCCACCUGCUUUGGUUUAUGGACUACAACCCGCCCCUGCUCCAGUUCCAGCUCCACUUCCCCCACCAACUCCAGCUCCUGUAGCACCAGUGGCAGCCACUACAGAGUUUAGUCUGCCCGAAAUCAUAGAGAAUCGCAGUGUCAAGUUUCAGGGAUCAUCACAAGGACAUGGUAAUUUUAUACCUCUAAACCAACUUUAUGGGCCACCCAGUGUGGGGGAGCAGCCUAGCUAUGAAAGUCCCAAGCCGAGUGAUGGUUACUACUAUGCACCCCCUUCAACUGCUGGGACAAGCACAACCACACCACAACCUAUUAUAGUACAAGAUCCUGGAGAGUAUAAUGAUGUGGAACAGAAUCCCCCAGGCUAUGAUUAUCAUGCACCUGCUCCAGUCGCACCUCAGAGACCUUCCACCCCUGCUCCUGUCUAUUUGCCACCUGGCGAAAUUCUUCCCGAACAGACCCAACAAGUUCGUCUGCGUCUGAAGGACAUGCGUUGCCUUCCUGGGGCUUACUUUCGUGCGGUUCUUAAGCUAGAUAGCUUUCUGGGAGCUGCCCCUAUAAUGGAUAAUGAUCAUGACGAGGACGAUGAUCACUGCGAAUUGAAACUCUCUCGCAGCUUUCUUCUCCUGGACAUACCAGGCGCUGAUUUUGAACGCUGUGGCGUAAAAUCCUGCGGUCAGGAUUUGUGUUUGCGGCUAAGAUUUCCAACCAUACGCGGUCUGAGAACUGCAGGAGAUUCCAUUCUAACCCUGCACUGCAAAUCCCAAGAGCGAGUGGCCGUUAAGACACAUGCCCUGAAAAUGGGAGUCUCGAAUGAUGUGCAAGCUCGAAGUGUGGGCAACUAUGCUCAUGGCGGCAAUCAGAAUGCCUUUCGCACCCAUGUGGAGCUAUUGAGACGUGGCACUAAUGGCUAUACCCGACACUUGGAAAGCAAUGGAGCUGUUCAAUUGGGUGAGGAGUUGCUACUUAGAGCACAUGUUCUAGCUGGUGAUGGCUGGAACUACACCAAACUAAGUGAUGUCCAGUUGCAGAGGAUUUCCCCUAGCGGUGAAAUUCUUAACAAUGCCCAAUUGAUUAGCUCUCGUGGUUGUCUUAAUCCCGCCAUGCAGAGCAUAUGCUCGCAUGCUCCAAUCUUUGAGCCACCAUUGGGUCAAAGACUUCAUUUCAAGGCAGUAAUGUUUCCUGGCAUGCGUAGUGGCGAUAUUCUAGUGAUGUCGAUGCGUAUGACGGGUUGUUUGGAACGCGAGGAUUGUCAGGUGAAAGCGCAGGAUUGCUUAGCCCAACGACGAAGACGGAAUGCUAGCAAUGGAACAGAAAUCUCUGAGUUAUCUCAUCUAACUUUUCGGGUUAUAAUGCCGAAUAGAGCUUUAGUUACAACGGCGGAAGAUGAUCUGACUAGUGUGGUUUUGGAAAAUCCUGAAAUCAUAGAAACGUCCAAAACUUUGGCUCUAAUUGGGAGCUUAGGUUUCAUAGUUCUACUACUUGGAGUGGCCAUUGUGGCUUUGUAUAAAUUUGGAAAAUAA